This is a messenger RNA of Coregonus clupeaformis (lake whitefish), 1617 nucleotides long. RefSeq lists its product as uncharacterized. Bases 232 to 1440 code for a protein of 402 amino acids. NCBI's taxonomy places the organism in Eukaryota, Metazoa, Chordata, Actinopteri, Salmoniformes, Salmonidae. The transcript is spliced from 10 exons. The record is from RefSeq and is a predicted model, not a curated record.
UCCCAGUUGAUGUGAACACGGCAUACAUCCUUGAGGAAUUUCUGCUGCGGGUCUGUCAUUCGCAAUCUCAGCCUUUGAUCUCACCACGCCCGCGAGUUCUUUUCACUUCGCUCAGACUACCCUUUUAGCUCUACCAUCUAUCCGGUCACCGCGUGAAGCUCUCCCUGCAAAUAGAGAGAGACACUGUUAUGAGAAACAGCAAAAUAGUCACCUGUAUUCUUUCCUAUCAAGAUGAUGUGGAGUCUUUGGAUCCUGCUGGGCACUGCUCUCAGUGUGGAUGGCUACGUGGUGCCCGACCUGCACAAGCGUCUGUCUCACGGGAAACAGCUGAAGAUCGACCUCCCAAAGAGUGCUGAGAAGCUGGAGUUCACCCCCGCUGCAGAGCCCCUGAAGACCUACCUGUACUGGGACCGUGGCGUCCGGACCACCAAGGGAAAGGUGUCUGGGACAGGAACCGACAGGAGCUGGUAUCUGGACAAAGUGACUUACGAGGACCAGGGGACCUAUGUCCAGAGAGACUACUGGAACAAGGAGAUCUCCUCGCUCAAAGUGGCCGUGACCACCAGGCGUGAGUACACGAAGUGUGUGGCGGGCGAGGAUCUCCACAUCUCAUUGGAGGGCAUCAACCAGGCCGAUGCCACGCUCUCCUUCUCAGGCGCAGACGCCAACGUCACCCUGGUGCAUGAUGGGGCAGUGUUGGCACAGGACCUCCCGGACUACUGGAACCGGGUCAAGACCUUUUCCACCAAGAUCAGCAUCCAGAACGUCAACACCUCGGACGUGGGCUACUACACGCUGAAGGACACGAGAGACAGGGUGGUCUCCAUCGUCAGGAUGGAACUCACAGACAAACAUGAGUAUGAAGCAGGCAACCCCCUUAUGGCCCUCCUCCUCCUGCUUGGUAUCCCUGCCAGUAUCUGCUGCUGUUACCGGAAGAAGAUCUUCAAGAAGAAAGCCCCCCCCACCACCGCCAUCCAAGUGGACAACCCCGAGACUCUGCACCCCCCUCCCGGCUAUAACAUGCCCGGAGGAGGACCUGGUGUCCCGGGAGGUUACCCUCAGGUUCACCCUCCCCCCAACCCUGGGAUGCCAGGCCAGCCUCAAUGGACCGGACCCCCACCUCAACCAGCCUUCAACCCAGGCUACCCCCCUCAGGACCCUAUGUACCCCCCCCAGGGCCCUAUCUACCCCCCUGCCCAGCCCCCACAGUCGAAUGGCCCGCCGCCCAACCAGCCACAGUACAAUCCUGGUGCUCCUCCGAUGGGGUAUGCUCCGGUGAUGUACAGCGCCCCCUCAGGGAAGGUGGAGAUAAAGAUGGAGAACAUGUCUCCUGCUGAUCCCCUCCUUGCCCAUCCACCACCCCAGGCCUCGUCGCCCUUCGCGCCCGCCUACCAGUUCAACAUUGACACAGGAAAGAACGCCACCACCAACUUCCUGUAGAACGCCUCCCAACGGUCCAAUCAGGAGCGGCCUUAGUAAUGUUGCCACGGCUCCGUCCCAAUACAGCUCAAUGGCUUCCUUUUCUCAUCUCCUUGACUGUGACCACUUACAGUGGCUUGCGAAAGUAUUCACCCCCCUCGACAUUUUUCCUAUUUUGUUGCCUUACAACCUGGAAUU